UGUCCCCUUCUUCCUGACUUCUCACAGAGCAGGAGCGGCAGCAAGUAGGCAGCGCAAAGUUUAAACAAAGAACGUGUGAGGGUCUGAUGGAUCUUCAGUGUGGGGGGAAGUGAGUGGAUAUAAACCUCCCACUUGUGCCAAGUUUUUAUUAACUGUGGCUUUGCAGACUUCUUCAUGCACUGCGGAUAAUGGGAUUCUGAAGAUGAAGCAGAUAGCUCACCAGCCUCCCUGGAUUUUGCUGACGACACCGGAUUGCUUUGCCUGAAGAUGGAAACACUGGAGUCGGAACUGACCUGCCCUAUCUGUUUAGAGCUCUUCGAGGAUCCGCUGCUUCUGCCCUGCGCCCACAGCCUCUGCUUCAGCUGCGCCCACCGCAUCCUGGUCUCUCACUGUGCAUCCAACGAGAGCGUAGAAUCCAUCGCCGCCUUCCAGUGCCCGACGUGCCGCUAUGUUAUCGCCCUCAACCACCGUGGCUUAGAGGGGCUGAAGCGCAACGUCACCCUGCAGAACAUCAUCGACCGCUUCCAGAAGGCCUCGGUGAGCGGGCCCAACUCGCCGGGCGAGAGCCGCCGGGAACAGGCCCUUGACAGCAGCGCCAUGACGACAGCCGAGCGUGUCCCUUGCCAGUUCUGCGAGCAGGACCCGCCGCGGGCAGCGGUGAAGACCUGCGUGACCUGCGAGGUCUCCUACUGUGACGGCUGCCUGAAGGCCACCCACCCCAGCAAGAAGCCCUUCACUGGGCACCGCCUCAUCGAGCCCGUCCCCGACUCCCACCUCCGUGGCCUGAUGUGCCUGGAGCACGAGAGCGAGAAGGUCAACAUGUAUUGCGUGACGGAUGAGCAGCUGAUCUGCGCCCUGUGUAAACUGGUGGGGCGCCAUCGAGACCACCAAGUGGCAGCAUUGGCCGACAGGUUCGACAAGAUUAAGCAAAGUCUGGAGACCAACCUGGCCAGUCUAAUCAAGAGGAAUAAUGAGCUGGAAACACUAAUGGGUAGACUAAUCCAGACUUGUCAGCAUGUCGAGGUGAAUGCAACAAGGCAAGAAAGCAAACUUACAGAAGAAUGCGACCAACUGAUUGAAAUCAUUCAACAACGAAGACAAAUCAUUAGCACGCAAAUCAAGGAAGGAAAGGUUGUGCGGCUGCGGAAAUUGGCCCAGCAGAUCGCCAACUGCAAGCAGUCUAUUGAACGAUCUGGGUCCCUCAUCACUCAAGCAGAGCAGACGCUGAAAGAGAAUGAUCACGCUCGCUUCUUGCAGACAGCUAAAAAUAUCUCUGAAAGAGUUUCCAUGGCAACAGCAUCUUCUCAAGUGCUCAUUCCAGAAAUCAACCUUACCGAUACCUUUGACACAUUUGCAUUGGACUUCUCCCGGGAGAAGAAGAUGCUGGAAAACCUCGAUUACCUCACAGCGCCAAAUCCACCAGCAAUCCGAGAGGAGCUGUGCACCGCAUCGCAUGACACCAUCACAGUUCACUGGACUUCUGACGAUGAAUUCAGUGUGGUAUCCUAUGAAUUGCAGUACACCAUUUUCACUGGACUCGCCAACGUAGUUAGUUUGUGUAGCUCGGCAGACAGCUGGAUGAUUGUCCCGAACAUCAAGCAGAACCAUUACACGGUGCAUGGUCUACAGAGUGGCACCAAGUAUAUCUUCGUGGUCAAGGCCAUUAACCAAGCUGGCAGCCAAAACAGUGAACCCUCCAGGCUAAAGACAAACAGCCAGCCUUUCAAGCUGGAUCCCAAGUCUGCACACAGGAAGCUGAAGGUCUCUCAUGACAACCUCAGUGUGGAACGGGAUGAGACUGCCUCGAAGAAGAGCCACACCCCAGAACGUUUCACCAGCCAAGGGAGCUAUGGCAUAACUGGCAAUGUCUACAUAGACAGUGGCCGACAUUACUGGGAGAUCCUCAUUGGAGGAAGCACAUGGUAUGCAAUCGGGAUUGCCUACAAGUCAGCACCGAAGCACGAGUGGAUUGGGAAGAAUGCCUUCUCCUGGGUAUUCUGCCGAUGCAACAAUAGCUGGGUGGCAAGGCACAACAGCAAGGAAAUCCCGGUGGAGCCGUCCCCUCACCUCCGAAGGUUGGGCCUCCUGCUGGACUACGACAAUGGCUCGCUGUCCUUCUACGAUGCGGUUAAUGCUCAGCAGCUGUACACCUUUGACAUUGCCUUUGUUCAGCCUGUGUGCCCCACUUUCACUGUGUGGAAUAAAGCCCUCACAGUCUUAACUGGUCUCCCUAUACCGGACCACCUGGAUUGCACAGAACAGAUACCUUAAGAAGCAUGUGGGAGGGGGAAAUGAGGACCUCAGCUCCUGGCUUUACAGUGGGAGUGCUUUGCACAGCUGACUGGAACUGCCUUAUCCAAUCAGACUUCAUCUCACUGUCCAAUCUGAGCUGGAAUUAAAACAUAUUUUAUGGAUGCAGGGUUUCGACCCGAAACGUUGACAAUUCCUUUCCUUCCACAGAUGCUGCUCGACCCGCUGAGUUCCUCCAGCAGAUUGUCUGUUGCUCCAUAUUCCAGCAUCUGCAUUCUCUUGUGUCUCCAUAUUUUAUGGACCCCUCCCUCUCCACACCAGCCAAGUUUGUCGAUGUAUUUUCUUCUUUUUAUCAAAAGAAGUUCAUUAUUUCUACAUGGUUUCAGUCACCACUUAAGGUGAUGCAUGCCUUGAUCGAUAUCAGGCUGAUCUAAGCCAGAAGAUGAGAAGAGGAAGCUGUUCGGUUGCUGCUGUGCUCUGCUAAAGGGUCCCCUCAGCCAUUUUGGGCAGACGGAGUUCACUGUGCUCAUCGUAAAUGUGAAUAUUCGAUUAUGUUGUGGAAUGCACUAAGCUGUACUCACAAUUGUCCAUUGAGGAUUUUGGGAAAUUGGCUUUGAGGAUUAGAAUUUGAAGUUUGAUAGUUUGUCUCCUUUUUUUUCCCAAUGGCUCCAAUACAUUAGUAGGGUCCCAAUUGAUCUCAAAUUCCACAGGCUAGAUCCAAACUAAAUCCUGUUUUCCUGAACCAUUCCCAGCUUAACUCAGAUCAUCUUCUCCUGUGAUCUCUUCCAUUCAUAGACCCAUGUGGACUUCUUGCUGUUUAGUGCAUUUGUUUCGAUCUUGUUUUUAUUUAUUCUGUUCAUCUCCUUUUGGGGGGGUGGGGGGAAGACCACUAUAACCACUGCACAUGCACCUCGCCAUCUCUAGGUUUGUCAACUGUAAGUGCACACAAGUAAGUGAGAAAGUGGAUUGAAUUCAGUUUAAUUCGUGUACUUCUUGAAUCUUUACUUUUGGGAACGGUAUUGGCUGGGCUGUCCAAAUCUCACUGAUGAGACCAAUUGCCUAUACUAACUGAUAAUUCUGAAAUCACACUUCCUUCCCCACUGGUCGCCUGACAAGUCUUUGCAGCUGUGCCAACACUGAGACUUUAACAUAGCUUCCUUACUAAGUAAUAUGUCCUGGCAAAGGUUUUUCCUCCUUGUUAAGUCCUUUUAGCUUUUCUCGAUCUCCAUGCAGAGAUGAGACUUCACUCUUUACAGUUCCGUGCACAGCUAUCAGGUUGUAAAAUGGCUGGGGAAAGGGUUGAUAUCCAUUCAGAUCCCGGUCAUCCAUUGACAGUGGACGUUGACCCUGCCCCAUGAAAAUCUACCCCUUAGUCUAAUCCAGUUACCUACCUGUACUGGCCAUAUGCACAUUAAUGUUUGCUUUUACAUUACACUUUAGACCCAGAGGAAGAUAAACCUGUUAGUGUUCAUCAUCUGGCUCUAACUCUCUUCUGCAUUGUACUUACUCUUUCUUAUAUAGGGGAAUUUAUAAGUUAUUUAUAUAAAAUGAUUUUUUAACUAAAAUUGUUAGAAUCCUUUUGCUUUUGCACAUUCAAUGUUUACUAUUGUAUUUAUGCAUAGGUGGUUUGUUGGGAAGUUGAGAUAUAUGUGGAAAAAAAGAGAAAGUUAUGGUUUUCCCAACAGGACUAUUAAGAAAUCUUAUUGAUUAAGAAGCUAUUGUUGAGGACAGACUGUGCAGUGAAUUGUAUAGUUCAGUUGAUGUGUAAAUUAUCUACCCUAAAUAGAAAGUAAACUGCACUGAACUGAGUUUAAGGAGACAACAUCCCAUUUCUAUACAACUGCUCAUAGCGGAUGGACUUUGAUAGUGUAAUUGUGUAGAGGGAAGAAACUUAAAUGGUUAUUUCUUCUCAUGGACCAGAGUACUUAACUGGGUUGAAGCUGUCCUUCAAUAAGACAUUAGUAUUUCACCAGCCUUUCUCCAAUGGGCAAUGGGGGUUAGUCAAUCAGAUCCAAAUACCUCUAACUUUGCAAUAGUAUUUCUCCUAAAGUAUCAUUGGAAAGUAGCAGAUUGUGGCCUUCCUUUCUGACUGCAGUUUCUUGUUCCUUCUGACAGCUCCACCCAUUUUACCUUAUUGCCUUUGCACCAGGGUGCACUUACAUAGCCCCUUCAAUGUGGUAAACCGUCCAUAGGUAUGCAUUAGAUAAAAAACAAACCAGAAGUGGAAAUGUGGGUAGGUGUGAAUGGAAGCUUUAUCGCAGACAUGAUCCUUGGAAGUUGAGUGAGGAACACGAUCAAUCUCAAAUUCAGUAGGCCUCAAUCUAGAUGAGGACUGGUGGAACAGGUAAUCACAGGGAUGGUAAAAUAGCUGUAUUGUGACGCAGAAGGCUAACUACAUGAGAAAGGGACAAGAAUAAAAAGAAAUCUACUUCCUGAGUCCGUAAGUCAGCUCAUUGCUAUUGCAGGCACACUUAGUCAUUUUGGGACCUCAGAAAAGGUAAAAGACAGAUUAAACAAACAUGAUCUGUAUUCCCUAGGAAUAUAGAGUGCUAUGGAUGCUCAUAUGGUGACUUUUAAGAUAACAGGAUUUGAUCUGUUCAGGGUAGAUAUGGGUAACCAGUUCAGGGUAGAUAUUGGAAGAUCUAUUUCUUUUGGUCAGGAUGCCUAGACAAGCAAACACAAUCUGAAAUUUUGACCUGGGACUGUUUAAGGGUGAAAUAAGAAGGUACUUCUUUCACACAAAAAGCAGCGGAAACCCAGAAUUCUCUCAUUCAUGGGCUAAAGGGAUGCGAAUGUUGGGGUCAGUUGAAAUUUCCAAGACUGAAAUCAAUAGAUUUUUGUCAGACAGUUAAAUGGAGUUACAGUAUGGAUUUACCAUAAUCUAACCAAAUGGGGGAACAGGCCCAAGGGUCUAAUUGGUUCUCUCCAGUUCUCAUGUACAUUAAAUACAUUAUUACAAUGUCUUCGAAAAUUGUAACUGGAUAUGGUGUGUAAACCGUUCAGCUAGAAAUUAAGAAGGGGUAUUGUCUCUUUAGAUUUUCAAUCAGCUUAAAUCAGCCCAAUGUUCACCUGUAACCCUACUGCUAGUUUCAUGUGCAGAUAAUUUUUCAUUUCAUUUAGGAAUUUGUUUUAAAUGAGCCGGUUAAUAAAUGGAGUAAGAAUGUGCAUGAAAAUGCAAUAAUCCUCACUGGAGAAUUAAGCACAUUUUUGUGCCUUAUGAUCUCUCUGUUUCAAAAACAGCAACAAGAGCCUGGUGACUAUGACUUUAGUAAAACUAAGCCUGUCCGUUACGGACCAUGGAUAUUGAUUCCAGCACGCAGGUACUUAAUUCGAAAUGGAACUCCAGAAUGGUGGUGUCAGGGACUGAGAUGCCACACAAGGAAUUCUGAUCAGAGGAAUGUUUUGUUGUCGUCAAUACACAGAGAACAGUUUUUAUUAAAAGCUGUACAUCCACCAUUGAAUGCUGACAACAUUUCGAAGAUGGUAGUUCUUUAUUAAUGAUUUUUGGACUGAGGAAGACUGCCAAGUGACUUGGACACUAGAAAAGGCUGUUUGGAGUCCAAGAACUCUUUACAAACUGGUGUCAAAAGGUCAAGGCAAAUGACUUCAAAUAUCCAGUUACAAAUCCUGCAUGUCAUUGAACACCUGAGAAUGAACUGUAGCAUUCUGAUAUGCCAUGGGAACAGGUAAUGUGAUCUGUUAAAGGACAGUGCCACAGAGACUACUGUUGAACUGUGUCAGUAACUCUGCUUAAAGACUUAUUAUCCUUCACUAUCACAUAUUACCUCUGGAAAGUAAACUGGAGAGUGACUUUGCGCAAGAGUUGGACUCUGAAGUCAGCCAUUCAGUUUGAGCCAGUCCAUCCCUUUCUAAGAAUUGCUUUUAUGAAUAUAGUCAGUCAUUCAGUCGACAUUCAACAGUUCAACUGUUAAAGCUGCUCCUCACCUUGUUAUCGGCAUGGAAGCAAUGCGCAGUGAUGGAUGGACAUUUCUAUGUACUGUAUUAAUGUUGACAGACACCACCACAUAUCACCACCCCUCUCCAACCCUGGCUAUUGACUUUGUUUUUGUUCUUUUAUGAUUUUAAUGAAGCAGCCUGUUUUUUUUAAAAUAUUUUGCAGUACUGAAUUCAAUGCCUGA
Messenger RNA from Pristis pectinata (smalltooth sawfish), 6389 nucleotides. RefSeq names its product midline 1 (gene mid1). The record is from RefSeq and is a predicted model, not a curated record. The coding region runs from base 268 to 2271 and encodes 667 amino acids. Lineage: Eukaryota; Metazoa; Chordata; Chondrichthyes; Rhinopristiformes; Pristidae. The transcript has 10 exons. Gene Ontology annotation, molecular function: zinc ion binding; protein binding.